Molecule: messenger RNA, 4359 nt
Organism: Hansenula ciferrii
Lineage: Eukaryota; Fungi; Ascomycota; Saccharomycetes; Phaffomycetales; Wickerhamomycetaceae
Gene: POL1
Product: DNA-directed DNA polymerase alpha catalytic subunit POL1
Exons: 1
Coding region: 1-4359 (1452 amino acids)
Biological process (GO): DNA replication; leading strand elongation; mitotic DNA replication initiation
Cellular component (GO): alpha DNA polymerase:primase complex
Molecular function (GO): pyrimidine nucleotide binding; purine nucleotide binding; single-stranded DNA binding
Source: RefSeq, a predicted model, not a curated record
AUGGGUAGAGCUGAUAAAUUGAAAGCCUUGAGGGCAGCAAGAGCUGCUGGUUCAAGUAAAGAUGUCUAUAUGGAAGAAGAACCUCAAGAUAUUUAUGAUAUGGUGGAUGAAGAUGAUUAUAGAGCUAAGAGACGUGAUGACUUGUUAAAAGAUGAUUUCGUUAUCGAUGAUAAUGGUGAAGGUUAUGUUGAUACUGGUGCUGAUGAAUGGGAUGGUAAAGGAAGACAUCAUUAUUAUUCAAGUGAAGAUGAACAAAUGGAUCAAAAACCAAAGAAGAAACAAAAAGUUAAAAAAUCUGCUCCAAUCAACAAUUUCUUUAAACCAAGUGCUUCAGUUGCUAUGCCUGCCAAAAAGAAAGUUGAUGCUAAAUUUGAUGAUAUUUUGGAUGAUUUUAUGGCUCCUGCUCAGAAAAGUAAAAAUUUAUUCAAUUCAUCAACUACUAAAGCUACUCCAUUAUUCAAUUCAACUGAAAAAGUCAACAAUCGUCGUGAUUUCUUUUCUAUACCGAAAAGUACAAGUAAAACACCACUUGUGAGGAAAAAAAUACAAAACACUUCAUUUGAUUUAGAUGAUGAUUUAUCAUUUGAUAUUAAUGAAACUUCAUUUGAUAACCAUAUGGAUGAUUCUCCAACAAGACAAAGAAAUAUGAAAUCUGAAUCACCAGCUGCUCCAUCACCAGCUGCUUCUUCAUUUGAAUUACCAACUAUUGAAAAAGAAGCACCAAAACCUGAACCAAAGAAAUUAGAUGACGAUGAAGAAGAUUCUGAAGAGGAACUUGUUGUUGUUAAGAGACCAAGAGCUUCAGCUAAGAAUGUUAACCGUUCAGUUAAUAUGAAUGCAUCUGCUAGAGCUGAACCAAAACGUGAAGAACCAAAAGAAGAACUUUCAUUGACAUCAUCACCAACAAGUUCAUAUAUACCAUCAAGUGAUAAAAUUGAUCAAAAUUUGGUUUCUGAUGAUUCAAAAUCUUUUAAAAUGUAUUGGUUGGAUUAUACUGAAGUUGAAAACACAUUAAUUUUAUUUGGUAAAGUUUUAACAACAGAUAAACAACUUGUUUCUGCAAUGGUUCAAGUUAAAAAUUUCAAUAGAGAAUUAUUUUUCUUACCAAGAGAUUAUAGAUUAGUUGAUGGUGAAGCUACUGAUGAAGCAGUUACACCCUCUGAUGUUCGUGAUGAAAUUCAACCUUUAAUUUUAGAACAAUAUGGUCUUACUUCAUUAAGAACAAAAGAGGAAACUAGAAAAUAUGCAUUUGAAAUGCCAGGUAUUCCAAAAGAAAAAGAUUAUUUAAAAAUAUUAUUACCAUUUCAACCACCAAAGAAUGCUAAAAAAACUUUACCAUCUGAUCUUGAAGGUGAAACUUUUUCUCAUGUUUUCGGUACAAGUGCAAAUAUUUUUGAAACUUUUGUUUUACAAAGAAAUAUUAUGGGUCCAUGUUGGUUAGAAAUUAAAAAUGCAAACUUUGAUGAUGUUAAAAAUACAUCUCAUUGUAAAUUAGAAGUUUCAGUUAAUAAUCCAAAUUUUGUUACACCAAUUGAAAAAUCAACUCCAGAAUUCAAUAUUGCACCACCUCCAUUAACUUCAUGUUCAAUUUCUGUUCAAACUAUGAUGAAUCAAAAGGAAAAUAGACAAGAAGUUAUUGCUGUUACUUUAGCUACUUAUAGAAACUUACCUCAAGAUGCACCAGUUGAUGAAAAUUUAAAACCAAAUGAUUUGAUCACUUUAACAAGACCAAUUGCUGCUUCAUUCCCACCAGGUUUAAAAGCUAUUGCUGAUAAAAAUAAAUUACCAUUAAGAGUUUUCAACAAUGAAAAACCAUUAUUAAAUUGUCUUGCAGCUUUAGUUAAAUUAGCAGAUCCAGAUGUCUUCAUUGGUCAUAGAUUGGAAAAUAUUUCAUUAGAUAUUUUAUUACAUCGUAUGCAUGAUUUAAAAGUUCCAACAUUUAGUACAUUUGGUCGUCGUCAAAGAAAACAAUGGCCUGAUAGAUUUGGUAAAAAUAAUGCAAACACAAGUUUCUUAGUUAAAGAAAUUUUUGCAGGUAGAUUAUUAUGUGAUAUUUCAAAUGAAAUGGGUCAAUCAUUAACAACAAAAUGUCAAUCAUGGGAUUUACCAGAAAUGUAUGAUGUUGUUUGUAAGAAAAAACAUAUACCAUUAGAAAUUAAUUGGUCUAAUCCUCAAUAUACUGAAAAUGCAAAUUCAUUAUUCAUGAUUUUAAAAGAAAAUUGUGUUAAUUCAUUAAUUACUGCAGAAAUUGCAUUUAGAAUGCAAAUUUUAUCAUUAUCAAAACAAUUAACUAAUUUAGCUGGUAAUGCAUGGGCUCAUACUUUAGGUGGUACAAGAGCUGGUCGUAAUGAAUUUAUUUUAUUACAUGAAUUUAAUAGAAAUGAUUAUAUUGUUCCAGAUAAAGAAACUCGUCAACAAAGAUUAGCACAUCAACAACAAUAUCAACAACAAUCUUCAGAAGAUGGUAAUGAUGAACAAGUUUCAAAUAAUAAUAAAAAAUCCAAAUAUCAAGGUGGGUUAGUUUUUGAACCUGAAAAGGGUUUACAUAAGAAUUAUAUCUUAGUUAUGGAUUUCAAUUCUUUAUAUCCAUCAAUUAUUCAAGAAUUUAAUAUUUGUUUCACUACAGUUGAUAGAGAUUUAAAUAAUAUUGAAACAUUACCAGAUGUUCCACCAACAGGAUCUGAUCAAGGUGUUUUACCAAGAUUAUUAUCAACUUUAGUUAAUCGUCGUCGUGAAGUUAAAAAAUUAAUGAAAGAUCCAACUGCUACAAUGAUUGAAAAAGCUCAAUACGAUAUUAAACAACAAGCUUUAAAAUUAACUGCAAAUUCUAUGUAUGGUUGUCUUGGUUAUGUUAAUUCAAGAUUUUAUGCUAAACCAUUAGCUAUGUUGGUUACAAAUAAAGGUAGAGAAAUCUUAAUGGAUACAAGACAAUUAGCUGAAAGUUUAGGUUUAAGAGUUGUUUAUGGUGAUACUGAUUCUGUUAUGAUUGAUACAAAUUGUGAUGAUAUUAAAGAUGCUACUAAAAUCGGUGAAGAUUUUAAAAUUAAAGUUAAUGAAAGAUAUAGAUUAUUAGAAAUUGAUAUUGAUAAUGUUUUCAAAAGAUUAUUAUUACAUGCUAAAAAGAAAUAUGCAGCUAUGAAUGUUUCAUUUGAUAAAAUGGGACAAGAAAAUUCUGUGUUAGAAGUUAAAGGUCUUGAUAUGAAACGUCGUGAAUAUUGUCCAUUAUCAAAAGAGAUUUCAAUUUAUGUCUUAGAGAAGAUUUUAUCAGAUUUAGAUCCUGAAUUAGCAUUAAAUGAAAUUUAUUCAUAUUUAGAAGAUAUGACUUCUAAGAUUAAAAAUAAUGAAAUUAGAGCUGAUAAAUUCAAGAUUAAUACAAAAUUAUCAAAAGAUCCAUCAUCAUACCCAGGUGCUAAAAACAUGCCAGCAGUUCAAGUUGCAUUAAGAUUAAGAGAACAAGGUAAAGUUAUUAAAGCUGGUAGUGUUAUUACAUUUGUUAUUACAGAAGGUGAAGAAGGUUCACCAGCUGAAAGAGCAAGAGCUUUAGCAGAAUUAUUACCAAAAACUUCAACAUUAAAACCAGAUGCUAAUCAUUAUCUAGAAAAACAAAUCUUUGCACCAGUUGAAAGAUUAUUAGAAAGAAUUGAAGGAUUUGAUGUUGUUAGAUUAGCUAAAUCCCUUGGAUUAGAACAUAGAUCUAAACAAUUAAGCAAUAGAAGUAAUAAUACCAAUGGUGGUAUUAAUGGGAUUUUACAACCAUUAGAAUCAACAAUUUCAGAUGCAGAAAGAUUUAAAUUAUCAAAACAUUUAUAUUUAAAUUGUAAAUGUGGAUCACAUUUUAAAUUUGGUGGUAUUGUUUCAUCAAAUGAUUAUCAAAUGACAUUUAAUGGAAUUCAAUGUAAAAAAUGUAUGAAUCAAUUAAAUACAUUAAAUGUUACAAGUCAAUUAGAACAAAGAAUUAGAUCAUUUAUAUCAAAAUAUUAUCAAGGUAUUGUUAUAUGUGAUGAUUCAACAUGUGGUAUGAUUACUAAACAAAUUUCAGUUUAUGGUAAAAGAUGUUUAUCAAAUGGAUGUAAAGGAGUUAUGAGAUAUCAAUAUAGUGAUAAAGAGUUAUAUAAUCAAUUAUUAUAUUUUGAUUCAUUAUUUGAUGUUGAAAAAAAUAAAAAUCAAUCAUUAAGACCAUUAUAUGAAUCUGAAGAUGUUACAAAACCACAAGAAUUAAUUAAAGGACAAAUUGAUGCAUUAAGUGAACAAAAUCGUGAUAAUUUUAAUGUUUGUAAAUCAAUUGUUCAAAAAUAUUUAAGUGAUUGUGGUCGUCGUUAUGUUGAUUUAGGUAGUAUGUUUGAUUUUAUGCAAAAAUAA